Molecule: messenger RNA, 1725 nt
Organism: Penicillium pulvis
Lineage: Eukaryota; Fungi; Ascomycota; Eurotiomycetes; Eurotiales; Aspergillaceae
Product: AATF family protein
Exons: 3
Coding region: 1-1725 (574 amino acids)
Biological process (GO): maturation of SSU-rRNA from tricistronic rRNA transcript (SSU-rRNA, 5.8S rRNA, LSU-rRNA)
Cellular component (GO): nucleolus; nucleus
Source: RefSeq, a predicted model, not a curated record
AUGGCUCCUAGCAAGACAAUUUCGCUGGCUGAUCAGCUUGCUGAUCUGGAGGAUCCCACACCAAAGGAUUUUGAUCCAGAGGAUCUUGAACACGGCGGCCAAUCUAGCGACGAUGACGAGGCAGGCAAACCAACAGAUGUAGAUGCUGGAAGGGAGCAUUAUGAGGCCGUUGGCAAAGGAAAACUUCGGAAGCAGGACCCAGUCAAAUUAGGGAAACAAUAUGAUGGCGCGCGCAUUAGCAGAGACGCUCUCGAGGCCGACAGUGACGAUGAUCCGUUUGCGGCACAUACCGAUGACGAGGAAGACUCCGACGCCGGCUCAGACGAGGCUGAAAUUGAGGACGAUUCCGACUCCGAACCACUCGGCAAGCAAGACAAGAGUGGCGCAAAGCAGACGAAGAUCCCUUUGAGGACUCAGCGGAAGCCGUCCUUGGAUAGCUCACCGGUUUCCGGCCUCGAAGACUCCGAUUCAGAGAUGGAAGACGAAGAAGAUGAAGAAGACGACCUGUCGGUGUCGGGGAGUGACGACGACGAGGAUGACGACGAUAUGGAUGAUGAUGAGGAGGAGGAGGAGGAGGAGGAGGAGGAGGAGGAGGAAGAAGAAGACGAGUCGGAAGGUGAAGACAGCGAUGACGACGAGCGCAGACCUGCGAAGACUAAGCGCAAUAGUGGAAUUGUCCAUCCUAGAUCGGAGGCUGCCUCUGAUGAUCGGGAAGAAUUGAGGAGACUGAUGGCUUCGGAUCAGAAAUCAAUUGCAGCAACGGUCACGAAAGCCGCAACAGCAGAUGCUGCCAAGGGAAGGGCUGUCAAGCAGCAACGGAGCACUUUUGAUGCGCUUUUGAACACACGCAUCAAGCUGCAGAAGGGCUUGGGUGCAAUCAACGAGAUGGCUGCAAUGGUAGAUGACAACGAGGAUGAUGAAGCUGCCGAUGACGAAGCAAUCAAAUCGGCCGAGUCUGCUGCCCUUGCGCUCUGGUCUACUUUGGAGGAACUGCGCACUGCUCUUGCUGACGCCCACUCUAAGGAUGACAGCAAGAAGCGCAAGAGACCUUUACCCAUUACCCCUACAGUCAAAUCGGCUUUGCUUUGGGAGCGUAUGGCUGAUCUCGAGUCCGAAUCGCUUGCACAACGUCGCUCUACUCUCGACAAAUGGUCUUCCAAGGUCAGAGGUAACUCGACCUCGGGCCCCAAUGCCAAAGGCAAGCUGAUUGGCUCCGCAUCCAAGCAAACCAUCACUGCUGUUCUUGAUGCCCAUGUUGCUACCGAGACCGGCGACCGUUCAUCUAAGCGUGCCCGUCAGUCUAAUGGCAGCAAUUCGACCGAAGCCCCCGAGCCCGUCUACGAUGAUACGGUCUUCUAUCAGUCUCUUCUUCGUGAGCUUGUCGAGCAACGCAUGUCUGCUGAUGCAAUGACUGGUGGCCUUGAUACUCAGCUGCCGUCUCGCCUGAAUAUCCACCCAGUCACUGGAAUGCGUAAUGACAAAAACAAGCGUGCCGAUGUUGAUACCCGCGCUUCUAAGGGUCGUAAGAUGCGCUUCAAUGUUCAUGAGAAACUCCAGAACUUCAUGGCUCCUGAGGACCGUGGCUCAUGGACUAUUCGGGCCCGAGAUGAGUUCUUUGCUUCCUUGCUAGGCAAGACUGCUAGUGGUAUGUUGGGUGAAAAUGAGAGUGACGAGGAAAGCGAGGAAGACCGUGAAGAGGGUGGCUUGAAACUGUUCCGGAGCUAG